AUGGAGCUGCUGAUCAUCGCGAUGCUGGUAGUCGGGGCAGCAGCAGACUCAGACACAGAGGGACACCGGAUCAUUGGGGGGAGAAACUGCCUCUUCGGCUCGCGGCCCUACCAGGUGGCUCUCCUGAGGAACGGCCGCAUCUACUGUGGCGGGAGCCUGAUAGCCCCGAAGUGGGUGCUAACUGCUGCGCACUGCAGCAGACGGAUCAGCACUGUUCGGGUGCAUCUGGGGGAUUAUAAUCUACAGGUGAAGGAAGGCACAGAACAGAUACGAAGAAUCCAUAACUUCUUCAUGCACCCUGGGUAUAACCUCCGUCCUCGUGACAACGACUUCAUGCUUCUGGAGUUGGAUAAGCCUGCUCGACUCAACAGCUACGUGAAUACAAUCAACCUGGCUACCUGUUGUCCCUCUCCUGGAACACGAUGCAGUGUGUCAGGAUGGGGCACCAUCAAGUCCCCCCAUAGGCAGUUCCCAGCCAUCAUGCAGUGUGCUGAUCUCUAUAGCAUCAGCCAGGCCAGAUGUCAGGCCAGUUACAGUGGCAGGAUCACGGAGAACAUGCUAUGCGCUGGUGUGGAACAGGGCGGCAUAGGCACUUGCCAGGGCGAUUCAGGAGGCCCACUGGUCUGCCAUGGGAAGCUGCAGGGUGUGGUCUCCUGGGGGAAGUCUGUCUGUGCCCUGCCUGGACAGCCCGGGGUCUAUGCCAAUGUCUGCAAAGCUGCUCAGUGGGUGAGGAGCACCAUAGGGAGGAGGCUCACCAGAUCAGACAGAGAUCACAGGGUUUCUCACCUGCCACAAUAACCCACCAAACACAUGCCCCAGCCACACCUCUCCUUAUCUCACUGCAGCACCUGGGGGAUGCUGAAUGGGGUAGGGGGAGAUGGCCUGGGUGUGAAUGGGAUGGGGGAGCCGUAGUCCACAGCAGCCAAUUGUUAUGAGCCAGGCCUGACAAAAUUCUGAGAUUGGGUUAAAAAUGUGUGACUGGUUUAAAAGGCAUGAAUCAGUGUGAAGAUUGUGAGAUUGCUUUAAAAAUCAUGAGAUCAGCUUGAAAUUCAAAAGAUUGCUUUAAAAAAUCAUGAGAUUGGUUUAAGAUGGAGAGAUUGGCUUAACAGUCAUGAAUCAGCCUGAAAUUCACAGGACUGCUUCAAAAAUCGAGAUGUUGACUUUAAAAAUCAUGAGAUUUGGCUUAGAAUGAUGGGAUCAGCUUGAAAGCCAUGAGAGUGCUUUUGAAACCAUGAGAUUGCUUUCACAAUCAUGAAAUCAGCCUGACGAUUGUGAGAUGGGUUUAAAAAUCAUGAGACUGGAUUAAAAAUUAUGAGACGGGUUUUAAAAUGCCAUAAAUAGCGCAUAGAUAUUUGAUUUGGUCUCUUGCAUUGGUACAGUUGGCAUAAGCGGCUAUAACUGCUCUGAUGUCACGAAAUCUGACGUCUCAUGGAGGUCAAGCUUCAUUGUGCAGUACUACAGCAACAUAGCUAGAGCAAUGGAGCGCCUGUAGUAUAGACAAGCUCCGGGAGUUCAUGCUCAGCUGAUUAUCCACCGCAACCCCCAAAUCUUUCUGACAGUCACCACUUCUCCAGGUAGAGUCCCCCAUCCUCUAAGUCUGGUGGACAUGCUAUGUUCCUGGAUGCAUGCAUUUAUAUGCAGCCAUUUACAUCCCCAUGAAGACUCAGUGACCCAAAUCUCACAUGAUUUUAUGACAUGUCUUGAGGGUGGGUUUGUUUCUUAAAGCCUCAAGCUCCUGGAGUCAUGUGAUUCCAUAAGAAUCUAAGCUUUUGUCGAAAAAAGUCACUUUUUGUAGACUUGGGGUUU
This is a messenger RNA of Gopherus evgoodei (Goodes thornscrub tortoise), 1806 nucleotides long. Its product is annotated as trypsin-3-like. The coding region runs from base 1 to 798 and encodes 265 amino acids. NCBI's taxonomy places the organism in Eukaryota, Metazoa, Chordata, Testudines, Testudinidae. Gene Ontology annotation, biological process: proteolysis. The transcript is spliced from 5 exons. The record is from RefSeq and is a predicted model, not a curated record. Gene Ontology annotation, molecular function: serine-type endopeptidase activity.